AGGGGGCGAGGGGAGGGGGUUCUCGUCGCGUCAUGGCGCUGUUGUUGGAGCACGAGUUCAAGCCGCUGCCGGCUGAUAAGCAGAUCGAAACGUUGCCCUUCCUGGAGGCCGUGGCUCACCUGCCUCCGUUUUUCGAUUGCCUGGGGACUCCCAUUGUCUACUCCCCGGUCAAAGCAGACCUGGCUGGAAAUAUCAAGAAAAUCCGGGCGGUGUAUGACUCCAACCCUGCCAAGUUCAAAACGCUGCAGAACAUCCUGGAGGUGGAGAAGGAGCUGCACGGCUCGGCCUGGCCCAAGACGGGCGCGACGCUGGCGCUGAUGUGGUUGAAAAGGGGCCUGAAAUUCAUGCUGGUGUUGCUGCAGAGCAUCUCCGACGGCGAGCGGGACGAGGAGCAUCCCAACCUCAUCCGAGUGAAUGCCUUGAAGGCCUAUGAGAUCGCCCUGAAAAAAUACCAUGGCUGGAUGCUGCAGAAGCUCUUCACAGGCUCAGUCUAUGCUCUUCCCUACAAAUCUGAUCUGCUGAAGGCAUUGGAGAAGGGAAAAGAAGUCAAGGAAGAGGAAAGCAUAGAAAAAAUCCAUCAGUUUGUCACAAGGGUCACUCCGAUCUUGGAUGCCAUUUAUGAGAUGUACACCAAGAUGAACGCAGAGCUGAGCUACAAGGCAUAAAGCUGGCACAGAUUGGCAUGGAUUGAGCAAGGUGUGAUGGGUGUUACCUGUGUCUUCAUCACCAAGGCAGCUGGGGCAGCUCUCAGCUCUCCAGUGCCUUCGGUUCCUGUCUGGAUCUGCAGUGGAUAACCUGUUUUCUAACCAAAAAAACUUCAUAUAAUAAUUCAUUUCCU
This is a messenger RNA of Acanthisitta chloris (rifleman), 838 nucleotides long. RefSeq names its product glycolipid transfer protein (gene GLTP). The transcript is spliced from 5 exons. NCBI's taxonomy places the organism in Eukaryota, Metazoa, Chordata, Aves, Passeriformes, Acanthisittidae. Gene Ontology annotation, cellular component: cytosol; membrane; cytoplasm. Gene Ontology annotation, molecular function: ceramide 1-phosphate binding; ceramide 1-phosphate transfer activity. Bases 33 to 665 code for a protein of 210 amino acids. The record is from RefSeq and is a predicted model, not a curated record. Gene Ontology annotation, biological process: ceramide transport; intermembrane lipid transfer.